This is a messenger RNA of Gracilinanus agilis (Agile Gracile Mouse Opossum), 2568 nucleotides long. Its product is annotated as KAT8 regulatory NSL complex subunit 1-like. Gene Ontology annotation, molecular function: histone acetyltransferase binding. The record is from RefSeq and is a predicted model, not a curated record. The coding region runs from base 1 to 2568 and encodes 855 amino acids. Lineage: Eukaryota; Metazoa; Chordata; Mammalia; Didelphimorphia; Didelphidae. Gene Ontology annotation, cellular component: NSL complex. The transcript is spliced from 13 exons.
AUGGCGGCCACCUCCUCGGCCAUGGCCCCGGCUCUGACUGAAGCCACCGCAGCCCCCACGGCGGCCGGGCCCCGCGCCCGCGACUUGCUGUGGAGGCCGGAGGCAGGAGGCCGUCUGGGAGAUCCUGGGCCUGAGCAAGAGCCGUCUCUGGAGGGGGAGGCGGCUGCGCUGCGGGGUCGGCAGGCAGCGCUGUGGGGCCGGGCGCGGAGGCUGUGUCGCCGGCUGCAGGUGGUUCGGGCUCGGCAGGUGGAGCGGCAUGUCCGACAGCAGCUGGCCGGUCUCUGGCGUCACCUAGCCCCUGGAGCCGAGCCGUCUUCACCGUCGCUACCGGCCCCCCCGCCCGCCGCCAGGGCUGCGGAGCUGCAGCGUUUGGUGGGCAGCGCCACCGCCCUACUCCGGGCUGUGCAGCGGGACUGCGACUCGGACGCGACGGAUACGGGCAGUGGCAGCAGCUGCUGCAGCAGUGGUAGCAGCAGUAUUGGCGGCGGCAGCAGCAGUAGCAGCAGUAGUAGCAGCAGCAGUAGCUGCAGCAGUAGCAGCUGUUCCUCCAGCGGGGAGGAAGAGGAGGAAGAGCCGGCGCUCCAGAGGCAUAUAGGACCGGGGCAGCCUCCGCGCUCGCCACCACCGACGCCUGCACCCGCAGGGUAUCCUAAAGCAGAGUGGCAGUGGGCACUGGAAAGAGCAGCAAUUAUAUGUCGAUGGACAUGGCUUCAGGCUCAGGUCUCUGACCUGGAAUAUCGAAUAAGGCAACAGACAGACAUCUACAAGCAACUCAGAGCCAACAAGGGUCCAGUUGUUCUUGGUGAAGCCCAACAGCCUGAAGAUUUAUUAAAACAGCAGUGCAAAAUGACUGGUUCGUUGAAGGUGGAAAACUCCAAGGAGAAUUGGAGACUUGAUUCUACUCCAUGUAGUUAUUCUCUUGAACUUCCUAAUGUGGAUAAACAGAAUCCUCAACUCAUGCAAUCAUUGGGAAGUCCUUUAUACCCAACUCCCUCCUUUCAGCCCGUCAAUGGAACUUCUAGCCUUCCAAAAGACCACACAGCAGCACGCCAUAUCAAUGGAAUGAUCAACUGUUCUCGAUCAAAUUCCUUGGAUAGCAACUCUCAUACUGAAGAGACACUCAGUAAACGGAAGCGAAUGGAUUCUCCAGCCACCUCCCUCUCACCCUAUGACAGCAGUUGUAUUGCUGCCCGAAUCCGCCCUCUGUGCAGAUACAGGAAGCGUAAGCUGCUCCGGACCAAUGCAGUCUCAUACCUCAGUAGAAAGCCACAGAAACCCCUUACCGUGAAGUGCAGCUGUGAAUGGCCUCAUACUUGUAUCUUAUGUGAAUGUAAGACAUCUGUGAAGCCUAUAGAUGUCAAUACUAUGACAUUAAAGGAACGAAUUGCAGUGUUGGAUUCCGGCUUCCAUCCUAUUCUCUCACUUCCUCAUGGUAGCCCUCUUCACUUGCACUUUGAAGCACUUCUAAAAGAGGAUCGACUAACCUAUGAAGCUUUGAAAAUGUCUCCACUUAUAAAAGGUUCCCAGGUUCUCACAGCUACAUACCCAGUGCUAACGCCAUCAUCUCUCAGCCCAACCAAUUUACCUCUUACAGAGGGAAGACACCUUAAAGGAUCAGCAACCAGCCCUAGUUUGUUUGCCUCCAGCCCCCAGACAGUGAAAUCCAGCACUUUGGAGCACAGUCUGUCACCUUAUCUUGUUGAUAGUUCUACAGCACCAACCUCCAGCCAGCCUUCAACUAGUUCUGCCUUGCAAACUUCAAAGAAGAAGAGAUCAGAAAACUCCUAUGAUAUCGAUAACAUUGUGAUUCCUAUGUCCAUGGCAACUGCUACUCGAGUAGAGAAAUUACAGUACAAAGAGAUUCUGACUCCAAGCUGGCGUUUAGUAGAAUCAAAAGAACAAAAGAUAUUAAAUCAGAUGGAUUCAGAGUUAGAAGACACAUCUGAUGAUGCUUAUCGGAAUCGUCACACUAAGUAUGAGGAACUUGAGAGGGCCCGCUGGGAUUCCUGGACAGCAGCUGCUAUUUCCCAUAGGCGAGGGAACAGCAGGUCUUCCAAUAAAGGUGAUGGCCGAGGAACUCAGCCUGUUCCUGCUUCAAGCCUAGGAAUAUCCCAGCCAGUAUCUCCAGAUACAGCAUAUCAUAAUUUUAAUGAUCUGGCCCACUCUUCUACUGGAAACUCUAGCCCUGAACCUUGCAGCUUGUUGCAGUCUCUUUCCAUCAAAGACAGGACUCGAGUGCCAUCCUCUUGCAGUGAAGACACCUGUUCUUCUACUACUGAUAUUGUUGAUGAUGCAGCACAGAUAAUCCAGCCCUGGGAGCGCCGUACAUUUCCUCUUUCAGACACAUCUUGUCAAGCUCUCUUGGAUCAACCUAAUAAGCUACUGCCUCCUGUCCCAAAGCCAUGGUGUUCAAGCAGAAAGCCCAGCCCUAGGACUCACAGCAGCCCCCCAGAAUCUCGCCCCAUUCCCAGCAGUUUGCCUGAAGGGCACUUUCAAGCUAACAGCAGCAGCUGCAUUGAGGAAUUCACAAGCCACGAAUGCUCAGCUAGGCUUCUGAAGAACAGAUGA